Ipomoea triloba (trilobed morning glory) is the source of this 1023-nucleotide messenger RNA. RefSeq names its product long-chain-fatty-acid--AMP ligase FadD28-like. NCBI's taxonomy places the organism in Eukaryota, Viridiplantae, Streptophyta, Magnoliopsida, Solanales, Convolvulaceae. The transcript has 3 exons. The record is from RefSeq and is a predicted model, not a curated record. Bases 1 to 1023 code for a protein of 340 amino acids.
AUGAAACACGAAAACUAUGAUCCUCAUUUUCCCGAUCAGCCGGUGGUCGAUCUUUACCUCAAAACAUGGGCAAAGCUUCCGGCUUUCAAGUCCAAACCGGCGUUUAUCUGGGUUGAAGACGAGUCAAACCGCUCUGGGCUCACCUAUGAGGAGUUAAACACCUCAGUUCAGUGCAUUUCUUUAAGGUUGUUGGGUUCCUUGAAACGAGGUGACACAGUUGUUGUUUUAUGUUCUCCGGGUCUUGAACUUGUGGAGAUCAUUUUUGCGUGUCAAAGAGCUGGGUUGUUGGUGGUUCCAGUUUCUCCUCCUGACCCAUCUUUUGCCGGGGAGAAUUUUCAUCAUCUCGUGAGAGUUCUUUCCCAGACAAACCCAAAAGCUGCCAUUGCAGAAAGUGAGUACAUCAAGAGUGUAAGACAGUAUAUAUCCGCCCCCUCUUCAAACACGCGGCUUUCUAAGCUUUUGCAGGAACUAAAAUGGAUUCCUAUGGAAGAAAUCAAAAACAAUAAUGCUGAUACCAUGUGGGAGUUUAAGAAGGGAGAUGAGUGUUGGUACAAUGGGUGCAGAGCUGAGGAGGUGUACUUGAUUCAGUACACGUCAGGGGCAACUGGGAUUCCUAAGCCCGUCCUCGUAACCGCCGGCGCGGCAGCACACAACGUUAGAACAGCACGAAAAGCCUACGAUCUUCACCCCAACAGCGUUAUCGUGUCGUGGCUGCCGCAGUAUCAUGACUGCGGCCUCAUGUUUCUCCUUCUCACCGUCGUUUCCGGCGCCACGUGCGUCUUAACAUCUCCCAAUGCAUUCGUGCGCCGCCCCAGAAUCUGGCUCGAGAUCAUCUCCGACUACAAAGCCACCUGCACUCCGGUGCCGUCUUUCGCCUUGCCACUGGUUUUGCGGCGUGGAGCGGUGGACCAACGCGCCGGUUCUGUUACUUCUAUAGACCUUUCUUGCAUGAAGAAUUUGAUCGUCAUCAACGAGCCGAUUUACCGAAAACUGCACCUUCGUUUCAACGGCGUGGAGAGUUAA